Molecule: messenger RNA, 456 nt
Organism: Octopus sinensis (East Asian common octopus)
Lineage: Eukaryota; Metazoa; Mollusca; Cephalopoda; Octopoda; Octopodidae
Exons: 1
Coding region: 1-456 (151 amino acids)
Molecular function (GO): nucleic acid binding
Source: RefSeq, a predicted model, not a curated record
AUGGACUUGUUUGAAUUGAAAGGACAUGGGUAUCUAUUAGUCAUUGAUUACUAUUCUAGAUGGAGAGAGAGAUCUCAUCUACAGACAACAAUAUCAGGCAGCAUCGUUGACAAUUGUAAAUCAAUAUUUGUUAGAUAUGGUAUACGAGAGGCAGUCAUUUCUGAUAAUGAUCCGCAAUUCUUUCUACGCCUCACUAGUAGUCCCCAUUAUCCACAAGGAAAUGAGAAGCUGAACGUGCAGUUCAGACAGUUAAAACCCUUCCAAAACAAAAAGGCAAGUGAUCCCUAUAUCGCACUGCUUAAUUAUCACAGCAUUCCACCACAACAUGGUAAGGGUCCUGCAGAGUUGUUGAUGAAGAGGAAACUCAAGGCUCCCAUGGCACAAUUAUUUAUAAAAAUGUAUCCUGCCAAGAAAAUGCUGAGCAAUACAAAAAUGCAGACUCACAGCUCAAAUUGA